AUGCAGCUGUCCUUGAUCCUCGCGUCUGCGCUUGCCGUGGCAACUGCUCAGGGCUGCUAUUUCACGGUCCAUUCAUCCACUGUGGGUGAUUUCAAGGUUCAGCACUCAGAGCCCUCUGAUCACGGCGGGGCCAAGCAGACCAUCAGCGGAUCCAAGGGCGCUUGCUCCUUCUCUGGAGACCUUGCAGAUGGCUGCAUUGUCACUGUUGAGAAGAACAACGGUUGCGGCACCUUGACAUUCACUCGCAUCGGCAGCAACUAA
This is a messenger RNA of Diaporthe amygdali, 261 nucleotides long. RefSeq lists its product as uncharacterized. The record is from RefSeq and is a predicted model, not a curated record. NCBI's taxonomy places the organism in Eukaryota, Fungi, Ascomycota, Sordariomycetes, Diaporthales, Diaporthaceae. The coding region runs from base 1 to 261 and encodes 86 amino acids. The transcript is spliced from 3 exons.